CACUACAACACGAGCCUAAUACCUUACAACACUAGACGUGCAUUCACAAUUCCCGUGCACAUCAUCAAGUCUAGUACACGCCAUCGUGUGAUUGAGCCUGGCACUAUCACCCGGAUUGCCAUCUCUAUUGAUUGCAUCACGAAAAGUCGCGUCUAAACUUCGUAUUCUGCGACUCGCGACUCUAUCACAUUAGACUUGGCUCAACAUGCCGCCUCCAAAGACCAUCUUCACGUCUUACGAGCGGAAUGCCCUCAAAGAUAGGUGGGGCUCGCAAGCAACACGUCUCACUCGUGACUCUUUUCUACCGUUUGGCUCAUGCCAGCUAUGUCUCCUUCCUUCAGUAGACCCAGUAUGCUGUUCACAAGGCGAUUUAUUCUGCCGCGAGUGUGCCAUGACCAAUCUUUUGGCUCAACGGAAAGAGAUGAAAAGGCUAGAAAAAAUCAACGAACGCCAAAAGCUAGAAGAUGAGGAUCAAAGGCUUCGAGGAGAAGAGGAAGCGCGGUUGCGGGCAGUCGAGGAAUUCGAGGCUGUUCAGAUGGGGCUUUCCGUCAAAGCAGGCGCAUCAGCAAGAGUCAUUGGAAGGCAGGGCGGCAAGAUCAUAGUAGAAGAGGAGCAGGAUGCAAAGGCUGGAGAGACCAGAGGCACGAAACGUAAAUUCGAAAUCGACGAAGAAGAGCUCAAGCGCAUCGCAGACGAAGAGCAAAGCAAGGCGAAACGUACAUUAGACGCCGAACGUAAAGCAGCAAAGGGUCAUCUACCCAGCUUCUGGGUCCCAGGCGAGACCCCCGAUCAACACCACACAAGCGCGGAGAAGGCGAGGCAGACACCUAUAUGCCCGUCUAGCCACCCUGACCAACUGCACAGCCUGUCGCUAAAAAGCCUGACGAGCGUCAACUUUCACGAAGAGAAGUCAGCCGAUACCGGAAAGUCUGUCCGCACAUGUCCCAGCUGCCAGAAAGCGCUCUCGAAUAGCACAAAAGCCAUGCUAGCUAUACCAUGCGGCCACGUCCUCUGCAAGCCAUGUGUCAACAAGUUUCUCAAGCCAGAACAUCGCCAUCAGAGAGAUGCACAUGACGAUGGACCUGACCCGGAGACUGUACACUGUUAUGUUUGUGAUGCGGAUCUCACUACAGUCCCGGACGCUAAGGAUGGCAAGAAGAAGAAGAAGGACAAAGAAAAGGAGAAGGCGCCCAGGCCUGGACUUGUGGAGAUCCGGAGUGAGGGCACUGGAUUUGCAAGUGGUGGAAAGGCCAUGGUAAAGAGAGAAGGCGUUGCGUUCCAAGUAUAGCGAGUUUGUGAACAUACAGAAGCAAUGCACGAACCACUGCUCACAAAAUGUACACAUAUGUCGUAUGCUCCAGCCUUUUUGAGUCCUAUCAGAAUUCGAAGCUAUUCGACACCUCAUCUCUGCAUCUCGAACCGAUGCGUAUCUACUUAGACGAUGCCACCAUUCGGUCACGGAUGGUCCUCUCCGUUAUCCUGUUUUCUAAUAGACCGCAAUUCUGGAACACAUGUUGCUGAACG
Messenger RNA from Alternaria alternata, 1524 nucleotides. RefSeq lists its product as hypothetical. Gene Ontology annotation, cellular component: nucleus. Gene Ontology annotation, molecular function: ubiquitin protein ligase activity. The record is from RefSeq and is a predicted model, not a curated record. Bases 206 to 1288 code for a protein of 360 amino acids. Lineage: Eukaryota; Fungi; Ascomycota; Dothideomycetes; Pleosporales; Pleosporaceae. The transcript has a single exon.